AUGGAUUACAGAAGUUAUCAGCAAGUGCUAGACUUGUCGGAUCCCAAAGAGACCCUCAGAAGCAAGACCAAGGCUGCCAAACAACCAGGCGCGGUUAAAAAAAGAACAAAGAGCGGUUGCUUGACAUGCAGAAGCAGGAAAAAGAAGUGUGACGAGAACAAAAUCGACGGCAAAUGUCAGGCUUGCAUCCGCAAUUUCUUGGAUUGUUGUUGGCCAUCUUCUGCCACUUCUAGUGCUACUUCAAAUGCCAGUGUCAGUGCCCACGUUCUGCCUACUGAACCUCCAACUACCUGCGAGAAUGCAGAACAAAGACUACAAGAGAAGAAGCCUACUCAGCCCAGCAAAGGUGCUAGUGCAUAUCCCUCUCCAUUGUCUUCGCCCAAGCUCAUCACUGUGGAGGAGACCCACGAGAAGCUUAUGAAGGGUAUGUUGUCUACCAUGACCUUCGGCAAAGUGAGCAAACAGCCUCGCGCCACCAAGGCCAAGACCACGGCGUCGCUGUUUGUUGUGACGUCUUUUGACAAGGACCGGGUCUUGUGUCAAAUUGCUUCGAAGUGA
Molecule: messenger RNA, 558 nt
Organism: Australozyma saopauloensis
Lineage: Eukaryota; Fungi; Ascomycota; Pichiomycetes; Serinales; Metschnikowiaceae
Gene: ZCF3
Product: Zcf3p
Exons: 1
Coding region: 1-558 (185 amino acids)
Biological process (GO): positive regulation of transcription by RNA polymerase II
Cellular component (GO): nucleus
Molecular function (GO): zinc ion binding; DNA-binding transcription factor activity, RNA polymerase II-specific; transcription cis-regulatory region binding
Source: RefSeq, a predicted model, not a curated record